This is a messenger RNA of Mobula hypostoma (lesser devil ray), 658 nucleotides long. RefSeq names its product pro-neuropeptide Y. The transcript has 4 exons. Gene Ontology annotation, cellular component: extracellular region. Gene Ontology annotation, molecular function: neuropeptide Y receptor binding; neuropeptide hormone activity. Lineage: Eukaryota; Metazoa; Chordata; Chondrichthyes; Myliobatiformes; Myliobatidae. Gene Ontology annotation, biological process: feeding behavior; neuropeptide signaling pathway. The coding region runs from base 127 to 423 and encodes 98 amino acids. The record is from RefSeq and is a predicted model, not a curated record.
CAUAAAACGCAGGACAUGCCAAUACUUCCCCAAACAGCCUCAAAAAGGCAGACAACGACCAGAGGCGCAGAGUGAGAGAGAGAGAGAGCGGCGGCGGAUUUCCAGCACACUCCGUGGACCCAAAACAUGCAGACUAAUAUGAAGCUUUGGCUGGGGGUCUCCACGUUUGCGUUCUGCAUGCUCAUCUGCAUAGGGACUUUCGCCGACGCCUACCCCUCCAGACCUGACAAUCCCGGGGAAGGGGCGCCUGCAGAGGAUUUGGCCAAGUAUUAUUCGGCUCUGAGGCACUACAUCAACCUCAUAACUAGGCAAAGGUAUGGGAAGAGAUCCAGCCCUGAAGCACUGGUGAGGACAGAUUUGAUGCUGAGAGAAAAUGCUGAAAGUUUUCCUAAAUACCGGUAUGACGAACCUUCCAUGUGGUGAUGAAGGUGCACACUUUCUGUAAUGUGAACAGACAUUCCAGUGAACACAUCAUCGCUCUGAAAAUGAAACAUUCCCACUGUCCCUAAAGAAGCCAGUGCAUGUCGCGUUCAUCUGAUCUGUACAACUUUCUUUCCCUGCAUCAUAAACUGUAUAUAAAGUUUACUUAAAUAAACUACAUGUACAUUAAAUAUGUAAUGCAUUACAAAGCUGAAAAAGAAAUUAUUCUUUGUAUGGU